Messenger RNA from Phaedon cochleariae (mustard beetle), 2412 nucleotides. Lineage: Eukaryota; Metazoa; Arthropoda; Insecta; Coleoptera; Chrysomelidae. The record is from the annotation of a GenBank genome assembly.
UUACAAGGUAGUGCCUGGAUUAACUUCAAUUUUUUUGUUUCAUCGUUUUACAUUUUUUAUUAAUUUGCAGUUUUUAUGCCUGGAAGAUUGGUGUAAAAAGGUGGAGUGUUAAAUAGAUUGCAGAUUGAAGUGUUCCUAAUUUUGAAAGCAUACGAAUUGUGUUUUUUUGGGCGAAUAAUGUAUGAGAGCAAGAAGAAGAUGGUAACGACUGUUACAUGACAGUCAUGUUCCAUUCACUUCCUGAACACAACCUAAGGAAAAGCCAGAUAUUAGAUAGAAUUAAAAUGAAAAUACGUCCUCCAGACUAGCAAUAGUAGAGGAAUUUUCAUUAUAAAUAAAAAGUCUAGUCAAUAAAGGUCUCUGUGAUAUUACUCGUAACAUGGUUCUCGAGACGCUGUUCGUCACGACGGCGGCCAAAACCAUCGGCAUAGUCGGCUCCACCCUGUGGCUGAUCCCCCUCAUCCUCGCCGGUCUCACGUACGUCAAUUAUGACAGGCUGGACCCGGAGGCGCCAGUCAUCGACGCGCGCAUCCUAGACAAGGACUACGACUUCGUGGUGGUGGGAGGUGGAUCGGCUGGAGCAGUGGUGGCCUCAAGAUUGUCGGAGGUGCCAGAUUGGAAGGUGUUAUUGUUAGAAGCCGGCCCAGACGAGAACGAAAUCAGCGACGUGCCCUCGCUGGCCGCCUAUCUCCAGCUGUCCAAACUGGAUUGGACGUACAAAACGGAGUACACGGGCAGGGCAUGUAUGGGCAUGAAGAGCGGGCGAUGCAACUGGCCCAGAGGAAAGGUUUUGGGAGGGUCCAGUGUCCUCAACUACAUGCUCUAUGUCAGAGGCAACCGGCACGACUACGAUUUGUGGGAGCAGUUAGGUAACCCCGGCUGGAAUUAUGAUAACGUACUGAGAUACUUCAAGAAGUCGGAGGACAACAGGAAUCCCUACCUCACUCAAACGCCAUAUCACGAAAAAGGAGGUCUCCUCACAGUGCAAGAGUCCCCUUGGAGGACUCCUCUAGUCGUCGCUUUCCUAGAAGCUGGUCUCGAAAUGGGGUAUCCGAUAAGAGACAUCAAUGGAGCGGAGCAGGCAGGAUUCAUGAUAGCACAAGGAACGAUUAGGAGGGGAUCGAGAUGUUCAACGGGCAAGGCUUUUCUGAGACCAAUAAGAUUGAGGAAAAAUAUUCACAUCGCUCUCAAUUCUCACGUUACCAGGGUACUGAUAAAUCCAACUACGAUGAGAGCGUUUGGCGUGGAAUUUAUUAGAAAUGGUAAGAAGCAAGUGGUGCUAGCUCGCAAAGAAGUCAUCCUGGCAGCGGGAGCCAUCAACACCCCCCAAAUCCUGAUGGUGUCAGGUGUGGGACCUAAACGCGAGCUGCGCAAACACGGCAUCCCGGUACUGCGCGACCUUCCCGUGGGCGAGAACCUGCAGGACCACGUGGGCAUGGGCGGGCUGACUUUCCGCAUCGACAGGCCCGUGUCCAUCGUCCAGGACCGAUUUCAGGCCUUCCCGAUGACCAUGCAGUACAUCCUGAGGCAGACGGGGCCGAUGACCACUUUGGGAGGGGUCGAGGGAUUGGCUUUCGUCAACACUUAUCUCGGUAACAGAUCCUGGCCGGAUAUUCAGUUCCACAUGGCCCCGGCGAGCGUCAACUCGGACGCAGGCGCAAGAGUGCGCAAAGUCCUCGGCCUCACCGACGAGCUCUACGAUGCCGUGUACAAACCCAUAGCCAACCAGGACGUGUACACGCUAAUGCCGCUGCUGCUACGUCCCCGGUCCAGGGGCUGGGUGCGGCUGAGGGACAAGAACCCCCUAUCGCCGCCUCUCAUACACGCCAACUACUUCGACGAUCCUAUCGAUAUUAAAACGUUGGUGGAAGGUGCCAAGAUAGCCAUCAAUAUCAGCAAAGCCCGUGCCUUCGAAAAAUUCGGCAGUCGGUUGCACAGCAUCCCGUUUCCGAAUUGCGCAGAACACGAGUUCCGCAGCGACGCCUACUGGGAGUGCCACAUCAGAACCAUCUCGAUGACCAUCUACCAUCCGGUGGGUACAUGCAAGAUGGGACCGGAGUGGGACCAGGGCGCGGUGGUCGACCCUUGGCUAAGAGUGUACGGGGUGAAAGGAUUGAGGAUUAUCGACGCCUCGAUCAUGCCGACGAUUCCUAGCGGCAACACCAACGCACCCACCAUCAUGGUAGGAGAGAAAGGUGCGGAUAUGGUGAAGGAGGACUGGAUGACGAAUAGACAAAGUGUAAAUAGUGAGAGACAGUUUUGAAGUGGAUACAAGUGUGAAAAUAAAUAGUUUUUAUAUUUUAGUUGAUUCUCCUUACGAAUUUCACUUUAUUCUCCUGAAUUCUCAAGAAUUCUUGAUUGUGUUCAUGCACCGUUGUUCUCACGAAAUCUCGUAAAUACUCAUAAAUGCUC